UUGUAGUGGAUGUAACGAAACACGCUACAAAGUUGCUCCGCAGUUCAGGGAGGGAGAGAAAGGUGACGCUGGUUUAUUUAAAUCAGGGGGAGAUGAGUUUAUUUCCCAAAAUUGUACAGUAAUGCUUUUUCAUUAAACGGAUGUCUUCUCCGUUAGAUUUAGAUAACUGUGAAGAGACGGUUAGCCUGGCUGGCUCAGAGGCUGGCAGCUCCCGUUCACUACCUUCUGUUUUCGCCGAGGCAGCCAGAAAUAAAAUGUCCCAGGUGAAGGUAGAUGAGUGUCACCGAGCAAUUACAAAGUUUAUUGUUAAGGGUUUGCACUCAUUUUCUACAGUAGAGGCCCCUGAAUUUCGGUAGGUGAAUGUGAGGCUGUCAGGUUGUCAUGUCAGAUUGUCUAAAUAAAAUAUUUUCUCCACAUUAAACAGAUAAACUCAUUCAUUGUCAUAUAUUCUCUAGGGAAAUGACUAUCGCUCUGAACCCAAAAUACAAAGCCCCAAGCAGAGAAAGCCUAACCAACCAUUUGAUCCCUGCUUGGUAUGAUGUUGAAAAGGGAAAUCUGAUCUCUGAGCUGAAAACGGUUUCGAAGGCAGCAAUCACGGCUGAUGGAUGGACAAGUUUUAGUCAGGAUCAUUAUCUCACAGUUACUCUGCACUAUGUGAGCAAUGGCCAGGCAAAGGAAAAGGUCCUAAAAACCAAAGCUGUGUACCAAGCUCAGACAGGCUCAGCUGUAGCAGAGGAGAUUGAUGACAUCCUAGAGGAAUAUGGAGUACGAGAAAAGGUUGUGUCAGCAACUGUUGACAAUGCAGCCAACAUGGAUGUAGCCAUCAAACAGCUGAGCAUCCUGAAAUUUCCAUGCUUUGCCCACACGCUCAAUCUGGGAGCGCAGAAGCUGUACAAUUGCACCACAAUUUCAAAUUGGGCAGCACGAGUUCGAGCAGUGAUAGUUUGGAUGAAGAGGUCACACAUGGCAAAAGUUGUUCUAAAAGAGAAACAAGACCUGCUCAAGCUGCCCAAGCACAUGCUCAUCCUGGAUGUAAGGACCAGGUGGAAUUCCCUCCAUUUAAUGAUGGAGAGAUUCUGUGAGCAGUUCCCUGCUAUCCAGGCGGCAGCCAUAGACCCACGUAUAAGGAAGUCCAUGGAGAAGGAAAGAUUAGCCAAAAUAGGCAAUGAGGAUUUGGGGAAAGCAGAGGCGUUUGUGCAGCUCAUGCGGAAGCAUUACACCUCCACACUGGCUGUCUCCAGUGAGAAAAGUCCAACCUGCGGGGAGAUUUUGCCCAUCUUGCAGAAGCUGGAGCAACAGUACACUGUGCAGGAAGGUGACUCUGCUUUCACAAGGAGCAUCAAAGAGAACAUUUGGAAUGAUCUCUUCAAACGCUACCAGGCAAGCACAGCUACAUUUAAUCUUAUCUUGACACGUUAGGCAAAUUUGCAUAAUCCCAUACAAAAUGUGUAAUGUCAAAAAAGUAAUGUGACCUUCCAUGUGACAUUAUUCAUUUAAGGGUGAAAUGAAAGAACAGUAGUAAACUAUUCAGGAUGGUCUUAUGCAGUGGUCCAUUCAUUCAUCCUGUUUCUUGGUCUGUUUUCUGAGUUUACAGUGUGUUAUCGCCAUCUAACUGGCCAUUUUUGUUAACGGCUGCCAUUUUGUAUCGGUUCCAUUUCCUGCUGGGUUCUCUUUUGGCCAUUAGUCUAAUACCAUCCUGUCCUCCUUUUUGAAAUUUAAGGGAGCUGAUAUUCGGAGAUUCCUGGAGGAAGCCACCACUCUGGAUCCCAGAUUUAAAUACAAAGUGAAAAGUGAUGAAGUCUGGGACAGGAUCAGGGAAGCUGCAAUCAAAGCGAAUACAGUGGAAGCAACAGAUGAGGUAUUUUAUUUAUUUCUGUUUCAAUUCUGUUUGUCUUUUGAUUGCAUUUGAUUCCAUUGUGAUUGAGACCUUUUACAACUCUAUGUGUUAAAAGUUAUUAAUGUGUUUUAAACACAAUG
Molecule: messenger RNA, 1977 nt
Organism: Fundulus heteroclitus (mummichog)
Lineage: Eukaryota; Metazoa; Chordata; Actinopteri; Cyprinodontiformes; Fundulidae
Product: zinc finger BED domain-containing protein 1-like
Exons: 3
Coding region: 460-1419 (319 amino acids)
Source: RefSeq, a predicted model, not a curated record